AUGGCAGAACCAGCCCAACAACAAGUUAAUUUAGCUACAUUAUCACUUGAACAGUUACAACUUGUUCGUGAACAAGUCGAAGAAGAAAUUCAACAACUUUCAGAAUCAAUUCAACAACUUAGACAUGCAUCAAAUAAAUAUUUAGAAGCCAAAGACGCAAUGGGUGGAUUAAAAGGUACAGAAGGAAAAGAAAUUCUUGUUCCAUUAACUUCAUCGAUAUAUAUUUCAGGUAAAAUAAAUGCAAAUGAAAAAGUUUUAGUAGAUAUUGGUACAGGUUAUUUUGUUGAAAUGGGCAUUGAUCAAGGUCAAGGUUUUUCAACUAGAAAAGUUCAAUUAAUCCAAGAACAAGUUAAUAAAGUUCAACAAGCCAUUACUAUUAAAAGACAAAAUUUAGAUCAAAUUAUGCAAGUUGCACAAGGUAAACUUGCUUUAUAUAAACAACAACAAGCACAAGCACAACAAGCUGAAAAAUAA
Messenger RNA from Dictyostelium purpureum, 474 nucleotides. RefSeq lists its product as uncharacterized. The record is from RefSeq and is a predicted model, not a curated record. Gene Ontology annotation, cellular component: cytoplasm; prefoldin complex. The transcript has 4 exons. Bases 1 to 474 code for a protein of 157 amino acids. NCBI's taxonomy places the organism in Eukaryota, Evosea, Eumycetozoa, Dictyosteliales, Dictyosteliaceae. Gene Ontology annotation, biological process: regulation of DNA-templated transcription; protein folding.